Messenger RNA from Marmota flaviventris (yellow-bellied marmot), 3611 nucleotides. Lineage: Eukaryota; Metazoa; Chordata; Mammalia; Rodentia; Sciuridae. The record is from RefSeq and is a predicted model, not a curated record.
CUGUCGUGGCUGGGGAUGCAGAGGGGUCUUGGUGUCAGGACUUGAGCACACCUUGCUUGACCCCUUGGCCAUCUCGUGGGUGGCCUGGUGUAGCAGGGGCGUGGCCCCACCAGCUCCGACUCUCCACCCCCCAGAUGCUGCCCAUCACCGACCAACUCCUGCAGCUCCUGGGGCUGCAGAGGACCGCGUUCCGCGUGUACGCCGUCUCCGCGCUCCUGCUCUCCGGGCUCUUCUUCCUCUUCCGCCUGCUGCUGCAGCUCUGGCGCCUCUGCUGGGGCUUCCACGUCACCUGCCGCCGGCUGCGCUGCUUCCCCCAGCCGCCCCGGCGCAACUGGCUGCUGGGCCACCUGGGUAUGUACCUUCCAAACGAGUCGGGUCUUCAGGACGAGAAGAAGGUGUUGGACAGCAUGCACCAUGUGGUCCUGGUGUGGAUCGGACCCGUCCUGCCGCUCUUGGUUCUUGUGCACCCUGAUUACAUCAAGCCCCUGGUGGGCGCCUCAGCUGCCAUUGCUCCCAAGGACGACCUUUUCUACAGCUUCCUGAAACCUUGGCUAGGGGACGGGCUUCUGCUCAGCAAAGGCGACAAGUGGAGCCGUCACCGCCGCCUGCUGACGCCUGCCUUCCACUUCGACAUCCUGAAGCCCUACAUGAAGAUUUUCAACCAGUGCACCAAUGUCAUGCACGCUAAAUGGCGGAGGACUCUGGCAGAAGGCUCGGUGGCCUCCUUUGACAUGUUUGAGCACAUCAGCCUCAUGACCCUGGACAGUCUUCAGAAAUGUGUGUUCAGUUACAACAGCGACUGCCAGGAGAAGAUGAGCGAUUAUAUAUCGGCCAUCAUUGAGCUGAGCGCGCUGGUCGUCAGGCGCCAGUACCGCCUGCAUCACCACCUCGACUUCAUCUACUACCUCACAGCGGACGGGCGGCGCUUCCGCCAGGCCUGCGACACCGUGCACCGCUUCACCACCGAAGUCAUCCAGGAGCGGAGGCAGGCGCUGCGCCACCAGGGGGCCGAGGCCUGGCUGAAGGCCAAGCAGGGCAAGACCUUGGACUUCAUCGAUGUGCUGCUCCUGGCCAGGGAUGAAGAUGGAAAGGAAUUGUCAGAUGAGGACAUCCGAGCUGAGGCAGACACCUUCAUGUUUGAGGGUCACGACACAACAUCCAGUGGGCUCUCUUGGGUGCUGUUCAACUUGGCAAAGUACCCAGAAUACCAGGAGAAGUGCCGGGAAGAGAUCCAGGAAGUCAUGAAAGGCCGGGAGCUGGAGGAACUGGAGUGGAUGCCGCAGCUGAGCCUGUCCUGGCUGGGACUGGGGCCCUGGGCAGCCUCUCCUUGGCAACUCCUGCUGUUGGCCGGGGCCUCCUGGUUCCUGGCCCGCAUCCUGACCAAGAUCUACACUUUCUAUGACAACUGCUACCACCUCCGAUGCUUCCCACAGCCCCCCAGACGGAACUGGUUUUGGGGUCACCUAGGCCUGGCCCAGAACAAUGAAGAAGGCAUGCGGCUGGUGGAGGAGCUGGGCCACUGCUUCCGUGAUGUCCACCUCUGGUGGGUCGGGCCCCUCUACCCCGUCCUGCGGCUUGUCCACCCUAAGUUCGUUGCCCCCCUGCUCCAGGCCCCAGCUAUGGUUGUACCCAAGGAAAUGGCUUUCUAUGGCUACCUGAGACCCUGGCUGGGGGAUGGGCUCUUGCUGAGUGCCGGUGACAAGUGGAGCCACCGCCGGCGCCUGCUGACACCUGCCUUCCACUUCAACAUCCUGAAGCCCUACAUGAAGAUUUUCAACCAGAGUGUGGACAUCAUGCAUGCCAAGUGGCAACGACUGAUCUCAGAGGGCAGUGCCCGUCUGGACAUGUUUGAGCACAUCAGCCUCAUGACCUUGGACAGUCUGCAGAAAUGCGUCUUCAGCUUCGACAGCAAUUGUCAGGAGCAGCCCAGUGAAUAUAUUGCCGCCAUCUUGGAGCUCAGUGCCCUCGUAACCAAACGGCACCACCAGAUCUUCCUGUACUGGGACUUCCUGUACUACCUCACUCCUGAUGGGCGCCGCUUCCGCAGGGCGUGCGACCUGGUGCACGACUUCACAGAUGCGGUCAUCCAGGAGCGGCGCUGCACUCUGGCUGCCCAGGAUGUUGAUGAUUUCCUCAAGGCCAAGGCCAAGUCUAAGACUGUGGACUUUAUUGAUUUGCUCCUGCUGUCCAAGGAUGAAAAUGGGAAGAAGUUGUCAGAUGAGGACAUACGAGCGGAGGCUGACACCUUUAUGUUUGGAGGCCAUGACACCACGGCCAGUGGUCUCUCCUGGGCCCUGUACAACCUGGCAAGGCACCCGGAAUACCAGGAGCGCUGCCGGAAGGAGGUGCAAGACCUGCUGAGGGACCGUGAUCCUAAGGAGAUUGAGUGGGACGACCUGGCCCAGUUGCCCUUCCUGACCAUGUGCAUCAAGGAGAGUCUGCGGUUGCACCCCCCAGUCACAAUCAUCUCCCGCUGCUGUACCCAGGACGUUGCCCUCCCCGACGGCCGGGUCAUCCCCAAAGGGAACGUCUGUGCUAUCAGCAUCUUUGGGAUCCAUCACAAUCCAUCUGUCUGGCCAGAUCCUGAGGUCUAUGACCCCUCGCGCUUCGACCCAGACAGCCCCCAGAAGAGGUCACCUCUGGCUUUUAUUCCCUUCUCGGCGGGGCCCAGGAACUGCAUCGGGCAGACGUUCGCCAUGAACGAGAUGAAGGUGGGGCUGGCGCUGACGCUGCUGCGCUUCCGCGUCCUGCCCGACGACACCGAGCCGCGCAGGAAGCCCGAGCUGAUCCUGCGCGCCGAGGGCGGGCUCUGGCUGCGCCUGGAGCCGCUGAGCGCGGGUGCCGAGUGACCUUCAGAGAGCUGUCCUGGGACACAACACCCGCCCACCCACCUUUGCAGAUUCCCGGGAAUAAGAUGGUGAUCACCUGUGCUUGAACUUUACCGAGCGCCAGCAGGGGGCGCAGGGGGACAGAGGUUCUCCCGUUGCUCAAAUAUGGAUUUCAUCGUGUGGCCCAAAGGCAACCAUGGGAGGUGUUUGAGCAGGAGAGGAACCAGGAUUGAAGGCCGUGUUGAGACUCUUGUAAUGCAGGCAAUUAAUAGUACUAACAUUUCUGCCAUCCUGACCUUUAUUCUGAUCUUCUUAAUACACCCAAUCUUUUCUCACCUCAGGAUUUUUACUGUUUCUAUGGUUACUAAAUUACUAUGUUUAUUAAACCUAACAAGCCUGGUUGUUUUACAGUGUGUCUGAUCAUUGUGGUAUCUGUGCAUCUAUUACAUUGCCUGUCAUUUUUGCUGAUUUUCACUCAUGGGGGCCCUGAUUUUUGUGUUCCUGCUUAUCUUCGCCUGGGUAUUUGCUAACAGAUUUGAAAGAAUAUUUGUAGAAUUUGAAAAAGGCAGUUUUCGGUAGAGGUGUCCUUGGAGCCCUUGUGCUUGAGGAUUAUGUUAAACCAAGUUCCGGGCUUGUGGUGCCCAAGGUCACUGAGGCCAUUUAAACACAAGCUGACCAAACACUUGUGUGGCUUCUUGGCUUCAAUUUGCUCUCUCCCAGGGAGAUGUAGAUCAUUAAGGUUCUUAUGUGAGAAGAACCUUCUUAAAAAUUCUCCUUCUUGUA